This is a messenger RNA of Aspergillus calidoustus, 2170 nucleotides long. The record is from the annotation of a GenBank genome assembly. Lineage: Eukaryota; Fungi; Ascomycota; Eurotiomycetes; Eurotiales; Aspergillaceae.
CCGUGGUCGCUUCGGCAGCUCCUUCGCUCGUGGCCUAUCGCGCCGGUAUCCACUGAGGGUCGCAGAGAUAACGAUUUUGAAGGUUUUUUGCCCCAGUCGCGUCAGAAAUAAAAUCUCCAACGUGCCGGUCGUGUGAGUCUUCUGGAAUGUCGCUUCUCUUCGCCGCAACUCUUGCAUAAAACAACUCCCACCAAGUGGUCGUCUUCGAUCUUCUUGUUCAAUCUUCGACGCCAUGGGCAACUCCGAGUGGAUUGGCCGUGUCAACCGCACUGUGGCUCGUAGCCCAGUCGGUCGCUGGUUUCGCCUCGAGGGUUCGAAUCACCCCAAAGAGCGCAAAGGCUCUUACUUUUUCACCGAGAUCCGUGCCGGCCUCGCCACUUUCUUCGCGAUGGCCUAUAUUAUCUCCGUGAACGCGAACAUCACUAGCGAUACUGGAGGAACCUGUGUCUGCCCUCCAGAGGGCGUUUUCGACAACUGCAAUACCAACACCGAGUAUGCGAUUUGCAAGCAAGAAGUCAACCGUGAUAUCGUGACCGCGACUGCCGCUAUCGCCGCCAUCGCGACUUUCUUCCUUGGUCUUCUUGCCAACCUGCCUGUCGCCCUUGCGCCUGGAAUGGGUCUCAACGCAUACUUCGCCUACACUGUGGUUGGUCAUAACGGUGGCGGAUUGAUUCCUUACAGCACCGCGGUAACUGCAGUUUUCGUCGAGGGCUGGAUCUUCCUCGGUCUAACCCUCCUCGGUAUCCGUCAGUGGCUCGCUCGCGCGAUUCCGGCGUCCAUCAAGCUUGCUACUGGUGCCGGUAUUGGAUUGUACUUGACGUUGAUCGGUCUCAGCUACAGUGCUGGACUUGGUGUCAUUCAGGGCGCACAGGACACCCCCAUCCAGCUGGCAGGUUGCAUCCAGAGCUUGAUCGACGAGGCUGAGGAUGGUUUGUGCCCUAGCUAUGGCAAGAUGCGAAACCCAGCUAUGUGGAUUGGCAUCUUCUGCGGUGGCUUCUUCACCGUGUUCCUGAUGUUGUACCGCGUCAAGGGCGCAGUUAUUGCCGGUAUCCUCCUGGUUUCCAUCAUCUCUUGGCCGCGCACAACCGCCGUCACCUAUUUCCCGCACACUGCGGCUGGUGACGACAUGUUCGACUUCUUCAAGAAAGUGGUUACUUUCCACCCGAUCAAGCACACCCUUCUGGCUCAGGACUGGAAUAUUGGGAGCCACGGAGGACAGUUUGGUCUGGCCCUGAUCACAUUCCUGUAUGUCGAUAUUCUCGACGCUACAGGUACGCUGUAUUCCAUGGCCAAGUUCGCUGGUGCGAUGGACGAGCGCACUCAGGAUUUCGAAGGCAGCGCCAUGGCUUAUAUGGUCGACGCUAUCAGUAUCUCGAUUGGUUCUCUGUUUGGCUCCCCACCCGUCACGGCAUUCGUGGAAAGUGGUGCGGGUAUCUCUGAAGGCGGCAAGACUGGACUGACUUCCUGCGUGACCGGCCUUUGCUUCUUCAUCGCGGUCUUCUUCGCACCAAUUUUCGCCUCCAUCCCCCCAUGGGCGACUGGCAGCACACUUGUCAUCGUCGGCUCAAUGAUGAUGAACGCCACCCUCGAGAUCAACUGGCGGUAUCUCGGCGACGCCAUUCCGGCUUUCUUGACCAUCGCCAUGAUGCCUUUCACCUACAGUAUCGCCGAUGGCCUGAUUGCCGGUAUCCUCAGCUACAUCCUCAUCAACACUGGAGUGUGGGUGAUUGACAAGGCCAGCGGUGGCCGCAUCGUCCCUCCGAACCGCGACGAGGAUCACGACGCUUGGACCUGGAAGAUCCCUGGAGGAUUCUUCCCGCCUUGGCUCGUGCGUGUUGCCCACGGCAAGAAGGACUUCUGGCGCCCGGAAGCUGAGCAGGAUCUGGACUUUGGAGUGAUGCCGCAGGAGUCGAUCUCUUCUCAGGAUCGCGUUGCGGAGAAACUGCCGACGUCGCAGGAGAAGGUCGCUGAGCAGGAUUCGGGUAGACACUAGUUAGAGUUGGGCAUUGUAUAUAUUGGCUGAGUGUUAUCCGGAGGAUUUCAUAUCGUACCUUAUUUGUUAAGCGAGAGCUUGUAUUCUUUUUGGUUGGUUCCAAUAGCGCCAGUUGAAUUCAAUUCUGAAGAUUAUUUUUGUCGGAGCACGAUUCCGCCAAUCAACUUGCGCCAAGCG